AUGCCUCCCAAGACCCGCGCGAAAAAUGUCGAUGUGCAUCCCGGUGAUGCGGUCCCGAAGCAACGGCGACGCAGCAAGGCUGAGAUACAGGAGGCGGCUGAGGCCGAGAAACUCAGCAAAAAACAGGCAGAGGUAAAAACCAGGAAAAAACUCACCAAAGUUGCCCAGGCAGAGGCUGCUAUUCUCCGCAACAAGGAGGCAGACGAAGCAAGCGAGCCUCGUGUUCGUCCUCGGCGGCAGCCUCUGAAGCGUAGCCACGCGUUGUUGGACGUCACACAGCCAGAAUCUGACAAGGAGAACCAUGGUAUCAGCUCAGAUGGUGAAAGCAAGUCAUCCUUUGUACCUGAGGGCUUCAUGGAUCCUAGCUCGGACUUCGAGGUUCCCGUUGCUCAACCUCGCGCAAAGCCCACCACCAAGUCCAAGAAGAAAAAAGGCGUCUCUAUACGCGCUGAGAUCGAGCUACUUCGUCACCAUGGCUUGUUGGCCAUUGACGAAGCGCAGGAGGCGGAGGAAGAGGUGAUGGUGAUGGAAGAAGAGCCUCAGAUGCCAAUCCCACCUAAGGUCAAUCUUCGCAGGGCCUGGGAGACGCGAGGUGCCAGCGUGAACACAAUCGAAGAAGCCAUGAUGCCGCCGGCGAAGAGGGUCAAGACGGGAACAAAGUUCCCCGGUGAGAAGGCUGCUGAGAUUCAAUCUUUCGAUGUGAACAAGGCACCCAAGGUGCCGAAAGGCAAGGGACGCGAGAGGGCUGUCACGUUCAGCGACAACGCUGAGCCUGAGCAUGCCCUGGAGCCUGAAACUCCCCAUCCCCGUCCCACGAAGCCUCACUCGCGUGCACCAGACAACCUCUUCACCCCCGGACCCGGCCCAGCACCUCACCGUAAAGCCACCUUUAUUCCCGAUUCUCCCCUUACUCCGGAGGAGGCAUCUCCUGUCAAAUUCGGUGGAAUUGCGGAUCACAAAGAUGGAUCCGAUGAUGAAGAGCAGAUUGCGGCAAAGUUGAGUCCUGUUAAGGCUGGAAGGCGUGUAACCUCGACAGCCAUUGUCGCGAUUCAGCCUGCGAAACUGCUGAAGGAGGUGCAGCCCAGCAAGCCAUCUGUCAAGAAGACGAAGACGCCCACGGACAUAGAGAGGCCGCAUGCUGCUCCUCCGAGUCCGAGUCGUGCCGUCCCUCAUGCCCACUCUAGUAGCCACAGCGUAGAGGCUUUUGAUGCUGACUCUGAUGACGGCAUUCUCAAUGCCCGGCCUGUGCAGUUCCGUUCAAGGGCUGAGCCUACGGUUGGCCACGGAGAAAGAUCCGAGAGAUCCUCUCAGCAUGAGUCUGUCCCAACCAAAGUCAGCUGCGCACCAAGCACCGUUCCAAGCCGUCCGCCCUCGACAAGGGCUACCAACAAAGAUCUCCCAGCUGGUGUCGACCAGGCAACCUUCCGCCGGGUUUACAUUGAAACGGUUAUCAAGUAUGCCGCAAGACUCACCAAUCCUUGGGAAAAUGCGAGUGCCUUGCACAUCAAGAUCUACCAGGCAGUCUGGAACACUGUAUUCCCUGAGGUUCCUCAUACGUUCAGCCUGAAUCAUACAGAUGAUAAAGUCCUGUCGCUGAUCACUCAACGCACGUAUGAAUGGCGUACAAGGCUUGCCGGAGAAGCGAUCAACGCUGUGCUCCAACUUGAGAACAGCGAUGCCGAGUUCAAGGACCUCGAAUACCGCAAGGCGUGGGUUACUUGGGCUCUUAAACCCAAGUACUGGGGCUUCACGUUCGCUGUGGCCGACUCUGAAAAUCCCAAUGACUGGGAGGGUUCGUUUGAGUCAGAUAUUGUUGCUAAGACAUUUGCGGCUCACUUCAAGUUCAUCAACCGCGCUAUCACCGUGAAGAGUCUUCCCCACCUGACAUUGGUUCCUCCUGGAGGCGCGUUGGCACUUUCCCUUGUUGCUGUGGAGCGCGCCUUGGAACUCUGGUCCCAGGACGUGCUCAGCCCCUCUCCUAACGGUACCCAAGUAACCCUACCAAUGUUCGACUCCGCCACUUGGGCCACUAAAACCGCUGGCUGGACCCAGAGCUUCCUUAAGCUCAGCCUCGAGAGCUGGGGUGACAUAAUCGAGACCGCGCAGAGUUUUACUUCUGCGGCGUGUAAGCCCCCGGUCAAGGACAAGGUUAUGUUGGCAGAGCCUCUUGAUGCCCGUGCGAGCUUUGUUCCCCGGCCGAGGCGGAAGUAG
This is a messenger RNA of Pleurotus ostreatus (oyster mushroom), 2211 nucleotides long. RefSeq lists its product as uncharacterized. NCBI's taxonomy places the organism in Eukaryota, Fungi, Basidiomycota, Agaricomycetes, Agaricales, Pleurotaceae. The coding region runs from base 1 to 2211 and encodes 736 amino acids. The record is from RefSeq and is a predicted model, not a curated record. The transcript is spliced from 7 exons.